Molecule: messenger RNA, 6250 nt
Organism: Exaiptasia diaphana
Lineage: Eukaryota; Metazoa; Cnidaria; Anthozoa; Actiniaria; Aiptasiidae
Product: rootletin
Exons: 11
Coding region: 1118-4282 (1054 amino acids)
Source: RefSeq, a predicted model, not a curated record
ACUCGUUCCUGUCAUGUAUUUUGAUCAUAACCUUGUAGUACUUAAAAUGUUAUUGUAGUUGUAAUAUUUUAGUUCAUUUAAUGGACAAAACAAUACAUUCAGCCCUCAAAUGGCUCUUUUUAUCGAUUUCUUAUGAGUUGAGAUGCAAGUAAUUGAAUGUUUUCUAAAGAACAGCCGUUUAUAAAGCGUUGACGCUAUGAGAUUCUCAUCCUUUUAUUUUAAAAAAAUUACAUGGGAUAUUAACUUAUGAUAAGUCCAAAUUAAUCGUAAAAAGGUGCCCAUUUGAUUAAAAUGCAGACGUACCAGAACUUAAUAACCAUUAAAUAACAUGAAUAAAAAAAAGGCUGAAUGAACUUCGCUACAUAAAAAACACGAAUCGAAGUAGUGAAAUGUUCGGCUGACUGUUUCACAGUCGGUGUUUCUCAGUCGGUGUAUUUAUGCUCGGAACGUGCGCUCUUCCGACGGCUAGAAAUAAGGAGGCGAGUUGAAAGAAAAUUCAUUUCCGUCACUAUUUUCAGUCUCGAUUAUAAGUAUAGCCUGCUUUUUUCGAAUAAAAAAUCUUAUUGUGUGCUGUUUUUAAGCGUUUCUAUCGAACAAUUCAGUUCCUGUCAGUUUGAACUUGUUUUUCACCUCAUCGCAGCAAAUAACUUCUCUUUUAUUGUGGUUUUUUGACUUUUUAUGUGGGUUUUAGCAAUGUAAUUGUGUUGUAACUGUACUCGAGUGACAGCUAGUGAGUUAUAAUGAGUUACUCUAGCGUAACGCCCCUAAUACAGGUCAUUCUAGCCUCAAUUGAAAAGGAUUUUCAAAUACUCGUCUGUGAUUGGUCAAGGGAUUCUAUUCUCUUGUUUUCUGUCUAUUCACAUCGUUCGUUACGUUGAAGCGAGCGUCUUUUCAGUCUCUGGCGGACAAACUGAUUUAAAUAUMAACGGUCAAUGACCCGUUUAAGAAGAAAGUAAAAAAAAUAACCCAACAAACUACUUGAAAAAACUUUACUGUAUCCAUUCAUCGGCCGUGUAGAAGGCUCGUGUCAAUAUUUGGUAAUGUAGUGUUCACAAGUAGRGUGUUUGAACACUGUGCUGAUUAUAACUGAUCAAACACGAGUUGGAUUGCUUGAAAUAUGGCUACAAACAUCGAAAACUCAGCUGAUGAAAAUCUUGCUGGUGAUCACAGCCAAUCAGCUCUUAAUGAUGAACUUGACAGACUUCGACGAGAAAACGAGGCAGUUAAGAAUGACUUGAACAACACCAAAAGACAAUUGGAACAUGUAAAUUUGAUAUCAGGCGGAAGUGAAUACAACAAUCUAAAAGAACAGCUUUUUGAAGUCAUGAAGAGCAAAGAAGGCUCGGAUGCUGAGAUCAAGGCCUUAAAGGUCCAGCUAGGAAUGGCCGAGGAGGCCCGGGAUGGAGCACGGAGGGAUCUGAUUGAAGCUCAUCGUAAAAUACGCGAAACGGAAGAAUCAAAGGAAUCAAUGAGAAAAGAUAACCUGUCUUUACGAAGACAUCUUAAAGAUGAGGAACUGGAACGAUCUUCGCUGGAGAAAAGCUUAGAAAGUCUACGAGAAAAGGUCAAGGAAGUUGAAAACGAGAAAUCAGAAACAAAACGAGUUCUCGACGAAGUUGAAAGYAAAUACCGCGUGAAUGAAGAAUCGCGGGCGUCGCUAUCAAACGAAAACGAAGACAUAAGAUUGCGAUACAACGAAGUUGAAGCAGAACGCAACGAAACUCGUCGAGAACUCCAAGAAGCCUUACGUCAAGUAAAGCUACUCAGUGCUGAGUGUCUCCAAGGGAAACGUGACGUCACUGACUUGAAAGAGAGGCUUGCGCAAGAAGAAAUUAGACGAGAGGAGACUCGGUACGAGGCUUAUUCGAUAAAACAGAGUAUUAUGCAUCUUGAUGCUGAACGAGAGCAAAAUAAGCAGGAUUUGGCCAAAGCACAACGAAGGGCUAAGGAACUCGAAGAUAAAUUUGCCUCAAAAGAGAGAGAUUAUGUUGCACAGAUYAAUGAACUCAAAGAAUUUGAGGAAAAAGCCAAGAAAAGGAUGAGGGAUUUGGGAGAUAAUCUUGAAACGACUACAUUUGAACGCGAGAAUUAUAGAGCACAGUUAUCAGGGAACGACGGUCGUAUCAAUGCCCUUGAAGCGCAGAUUGGUCGACUAGAAGGACUGAAACUAGACGCUGAGUAUAAACUGAGCAGCUUGUAUUCAAUUCUUAGACGUUCACUKGGUAUAAAGAACUAUCACCAGUCUCCUAUCAGCCCUAAAAAGCCGCGUAGGUCGUUUCGCUCGGUCCAGCAAAGGGAUCUUUCUUCUUCCUCUGAGGAAUCAAUGGAUGAGAUUGACCCUGACCUUGUCAAAGCAACACUGAAUGAACUUCUUCAAAACUUCCGAGAAACAGAACGAAAACGAGACGAAGCGGUAGCCAAAGUAGAGACCCUACAGCGCAUGGUCGGUGAGAUGGAAGAAGACCGUGUUUCYGUUGCUGCGAGGAUGAAAGAUCUUCAUGGAGAAAUCAACACAUUAAAGGAACAAAAAAGAACAUUUGAAGAUCAUUACAACUCUUUACAGACAACACUCACUCUUAAGGAAGAAGCAAUUCAAAAGCUUGAGCGUGACAUUAUUUCAACAACUGAAAAAACCCAGAUGCUGGAAAGCUCCCUUUCUCUCUCAGAGAACGAACGCCAUGCUCUUCAAAGUAAGAUCCGGGACCUUCAAGACAUGGAAACGAGGCAAAAGGAUGCCAAUGAUGCAUUGCGCAAUGAGUUAGAUUCUGCAUCMGGGCAUCGCAACAAAUUGGAGCUUAAGCUGACCGCACUUGAUGGUGAAUUACAACGAGUCAAGAAAUKUAAUGGAGAGAAUGAGGCAGAGACAAGAGAGCUGCGUGAACGACUGUCUCUGACGAUGAGAGAAAAACAGGAAAUAGAAAACAAGGUUGUCAACCUGGAGCUUGUYCUUGAGAAAAUGACCGCUGGUCUAUCUAAAGCAGAGAAUGAGGAAGCGAGGCUAAAGGAAAAAAUCCAGUCACUUUCCAUCUCGUUAGCAGACAGUAACAGCAGCUCGCAAAACCUGCAGGACAGAAUUCAACAAUUACAGCGUGUAAUAACGUCGAACGAUAACGAUAAGAAAGUAAGAAACGAGAAGAUUUCAAAAAUGAAAGAAASCCUGAAGGAAAACAAGAAUGAAAACAGAAUUUUACAAGAGAAGAUCCACUUCUUUGAGCGCGCGACCGAAGACUCUGAUCUCAGAAUGCGUGAUUUUGAGAAUCAGCUGAAACACUUAAAGAGCGUGUUACAGCAGAAAAAAGAAAAGGAGGAGGAGUUUAUUACCCGACUUCACGAMUUUGAGGAGGAGAAUUGCAUCUUGAAGGAACAGAAUACCUCCCUUCAGAGAGACAGCWCCUCCUUUGAUGAGGAGAAGCGGGASCUCGAAAGAACGAAUAUUCGCGUCGCUAAAGAUGUAGCGGCCUUGAAGAAAACUCUAGAAAGACUGCARAAGGAAAGACUGGGAUUCGAAGAAUCGUUUUACGAGACGUCACAAGAAAAACARAAGCUGAACAAAACUUUAGAAGAAUCGACGCGAGAAAAUCAACAACUGAAAGAACAAGUACACACGCUACACUUGAUAAUACAAGAAAUGGAGGACAAACAUGCRCAAAAUCUUGCUGAACUAACAAACCAGCAUCGUGAGCAGUUAGUACAUGAUGUCGGAAAGGCUCAUUCGGUCGUCGAGAAGACUCAGCGGUCAUUCGAGAAAAAAGAAAAAAGAAUGAAAGAUAAAACUGACAAUUUGGAAAAACAGGUUGCUGGACUGAAAUUAGAGCUACAAGCUGAACGAAGCGAACGCGAGAGACAAACGACGAAAGCCGCUGUAAAGUCGGAAGAACUUCGUGAUGUUCGCACGUCGCUAGAUAAGUCUCUUCGUACAGUCGGAGAAGAUGCGAGCAAUCUCCGAACWAUGCUGGGGAAAUCUCUUCGGAGAAUCGAUAAAUACACGGAAAGUACUCGAAAAGGACCACCCGUGACAGUGUCAGACUUGGACACCGAUCAAUCGAACCUCGACGAGGAGGUUCUUAAAGUAAACGGRAAUCAUUCGACGAAAGUCGAUCAAUCACCGAAAAACCAUUUUCGCAGAUCUUCGGCAAAUUUACGAAGCCGAAGAUCUCUCGGAAAAUCUCCGGAAAAGGUAGUUCAUCAAAAUGGUGUAGACAUAGAAGUUACGAAUGGUCAUUCGGAAGCCGAUCUCUCGCCGACGCGUCGAAUCCGACGAUCCAGAAAAUCAAUAAAUUAAAACCUUUACUAUAUAUUAAUUUUAAAAACUGCUGUACUGCGGGCAAAUCCAAUAUCUUAAUGAUAUUUUAAUGAAAUAUUAUAUAUUUCAAAAAACACUCUAUUUUGGACAUGCAAACUUACUGAAAGGAACAGAGUUUCUUUGAAAUCCAAAUGUAAAUAAUUUAUCUAAACUUUGUCAGACAACUUUGUUUAUAUGGUAUUUUUCAUGGAUGUAUUUAUACAGUUUUCUGUCACAAUCUCAGUUCUGGCUUUCAGCGAUACAUAGACUUUAAAAAAGGGGAGACUGGUCAUAGUGUGGGUAAUAUAAGCAGUGCGUUGAUUUCAAGGUGUUAAAUUAUGAUGAUGAUGAUGAUAAGUAAGUUAAUAAAUUUAUUGUAUGGAAUCAUCAUCGUUUGCGAGUGUGAACGGUUUGUUAAGGGUUGAAUGCUAUACCAAUAAAACRUACCAGUCAUGUAAUUUCCUGACAUUAAUUGAUAUUUGAUUUUUUAUAUUCGUGAUUUGCUUAAGUAAUGCUCCUUUUGAUGKCAAUGUUAGUCUUUGCGAUUGUCUAUUUGAUUUGUGGGUACCCUGUGUCCUUUYCUACUGAUUUCCCCCUUUACCUUAUAUUCUUUGUAUUAGAUAAAUGACAUACUAUUUAUUUUUGGUACCAGGACAAAAUCAAUGAUCAAGAUACCAAACUAGCGGUGUGAGCUGAAUCGAUUUUUAUAUACAUGAUCAUACAACAUUAAGCAGAAACCGUUUUCCAAUAACAAAAUCGAUAAUGAGAUUGUGUUGCGCGUUAUUUCAGGAUGAAAGAGAAUCGAAAAUAAUAACAUGCUGAUAGGGUUGUGUGAAGAACAUGAUUUUGGCAUUCGGUAUUAAUUUUAAGGUUUCUUUCGUGUCAACUAUUUUCAUAAUGUGUUUAUGAUUGUGUUACUUUGAAAGAGCUUGAAAAUCACAAGUAUACGUCAACAGUCUUCCAUUGGCUSAUGACCUUCGCAUCUACAAACGGUUUGUUUGAUAUAUUAUUAUGUACUUUCUGUCUACAAUGAUUCCUCCGUUACUAAGGUAAUCCAUAACAAAGCGGACGACUGUAGUGCAUUCAAAAGUGUUAUGAGCUGAUCAAUAUUAAUUUUCAUUUCGUAAAACCGUAAAGAGAAACAUGAUAGCUUGAUAUCAAGUGACUGGACUGAGAUCUUUGAAGAAAACAACGCCAUAAUACACGAAAUCUUUAGAUCCAUCAGAAUAACGAUAAUCUUAUUAAUGUCAACAAUAUGGAAACUACACAAAUCUAAAAACAACAUUAUCUAGAAGCUGGUGAAAUGUCGCAUGUUAUGGCAAAGACAGAAGAGCGCGAACAUCGAAAGACUAUAUCAAACGAGAAAAAAAGAAACGAGCAAGCGGUCAAGCUACCACGUAUAGAUAACAAUGAUACAAUAAGCCUAAUUAACUCGCAGUCUCUACAAAACCAGGCCGGUUUAUUCGAUAAUUCAGAUGAAUACGACUUUUGUCGAUCAGACGAAUAUCGACCGUCGUUGAAUCGAUGGGAAAGCGACGAGUCGAUUGAGUUUCAAGAGGAAACAAUUGCUAAACUCCGUCAUUUAGCAGCGACGCUAGGCAUCAGCCAUGGCCGCUAUCGAGGAAAAUGUACCAGGAAUUCACGAUGUAAACCAGUUCAAGAGAGUUUUGUUAAUGGAUGGUGGAAGCAAAGCAAAAAAUGGAAAAAACAUAACGAAGAGACAAAGAUAUCUCACCAUCACCAUGACAACCGUAUGGGWCAAUGUACCGGACAGUAUAGAAUGAAACGAAAUCCCGUAGUCAAUGUACCGGGUAUCGGAUGUUCGUAUAGACUACCUGUAGUAAGAAACAAGUUUGUUAAGUAGUGUAGAUUGAGUAUGAAACAGAGUAAUUUUUGAGAAAUGMGUAUUAUGUUAUUAACUUUUAUUGUUAGUUGAAAUUGUAUAUUUUAUAUAAUAUAUUAGUUUGG